AUGGCCCGCCAAAAAGCCCCCAUCAACAAGCGCCCCUUCGCCGGCAAGACGCCCGCGAUCCGGGAGCAGUACGAGCGCUUCCAGAGCCAGACCUCCGCCCGCGCCGACGUCGAGGCCUACCGCCUGCAGACGCCCGGCCACGAGUACCCGAACCUGCCCAAGUGGGUGCAGGCGCAAACACCGUUCACGUCGUUCCAGGACCGCCACGGCCCCGAGGACAUCCUCGGCGAGAGCGCGCACGCCCUGCUGAUCGGCAACCACGCCUCCUUCGACGUCGCGCAGUACAAGCGGGCGCCCGAGCGCGCGGGGAUGUCGAUGGUGCACGUGCUCGCGAUCCCCAAGGCGAGCCUCUUCAACGCCGUGUCCCUCACCCGCGACACCGUGUCCAUCAUCGACGAGAUGAUCGCGCUGUUCCGGCGCGCGUGGGCCGACCGCGGCGUAAGGGACAAGGUGCUCGCGCACCAGCUGGGCCAGAUCAAGGCGCAGCACGCGGCGGAGGCGAACCCGAACGGGUACGGCGUCGCGCUGAAGCACUACCGGGAGCUCGAGCGGACGAUCCACGGGCUGGGGGUCGACGACUUCACGUUCGGGUUCCACCUGUGGCCGGACCAUAGUGUUGGCCACCUGCACAUGCACGUGGUGGCGACGCCGUGCAGGAAGUACAGCACGGAUGCGCACGAUGCGAAGACGAAGGAUGCGCUGGAGGUGCGGGACUUUAUCCUGAGUCUUCCGGAGCCGGAGGCCAAACCGGAAGCUAAGCGUGACCCUGAACUGGAGAACAUUGCGUCCGUGCUUGAGGCUGAGCUUCUGCUUGAAGCUGAAUCUGGAUCUGAGCCUGAGAUUGGGAUCAAGCCUGAAUCUGGCACUGAACCUCACUUUGAACCUGGGCCCAAGUUCGAGCUUGAACAUGAGCUUGAAAAUCGGCCCGAGUCAAGAUAG
This is a messenger RNA of Hypoxylon fragiforme, 939 nucleotides long. RefSeq lists its product as uncharacterized. The record is from RefSeq and is a predicted model, not a curated record. NCBI's taxonomy places the organism in Eukaryota, Fungi, Ascomycota, Sordariomycetes, Xylariales, Hypoxylaceae. The transcript has a single exon. Bases 1 to 939 code for a protein of 312 amino acids.